This is a messenger RNA of Prunus armeniaca (apricot), 465 nucleotides long. The record is from the annotation of a GenBank genome assembly. NCBI's taxonomy places the organism in Eukaryota, Viridiplantae, Streptophyta, Magnoliopsida, Rosales, Rosaceae.
AUGCCCGGCAUAUCACCUGAUGUCAUCAGCCACAAGCUCAGCAUUUCCACCGCCCAGAAACUGGUCAGGCAAAAGCGCCGAUCGUACGAUGCCGAACGGUACGAGGCAAUGCGUGCCGAAGUUGACAAGCUCAAAGCCAUCGGCUUUAUCAGGGAAGCUACGUACCCUGUUUGGCUUGCCAACUCGGUCAUGGUUCAGAAGGCCAGGGGAGGAUGGCGGAUGUGUCAGGACUAUGCCGACCUGAAUAAGGCUUGUCCGAAGGACAGUUUCCCCUUACCGAGGAUCGACCAGCUCGUCGAUGCCACCGCCGGGCACGAGCUGCUCAGCUUCAUGGACGCGUAUUCAGGACACAACCAGAUCUUCAUGGACCCUGCCGAUAGAGAACAUACGGCAUUCAUCACAGAUCGCGGUUUGUACUGUUACAAUGUCAUGCCCUUCGGCCUGAAGAACGCGGGGGAAACUUAA